AUGGAAAAGUUCCUCCGGAGCUGGCGCCAGGAUGCGCUCAAUCGGAGCCAGAAUGAAACUGCUGUCUAUGUUGGGGAUAAGAUCCUGGCUCUGACUAACAGCGACACCGACGCAUUUUGGCUGGCUCAGGUCCACUUCAGCAACAACAAUUACACACGAGCACUGACUCUGCUUUCUCGCAAGGACUUGAUAUCGCGGAGCACAUCCUGCAGAUACCUUGCUGCACACUGCUAUCUAAAGCAGAACAAAUUCGACUCGGCGUUGAGCGUACUCGGAGAACAAAAUCCAACACACCUCAUCCACAGCGCAGGUCAUAGCCGGCGCAAAAUACAACAUCUGAAUGGGCACAGCCACGUUACUCUGCGGAAUGGAAAAUCGGCUUCUUCAAAGGCAGAACGUUUUGAGAGGAGUGAGGAGCAGGAUCGAGAAGAUGGGAACAAUUUGCGUUUUGAGGCAGCCAUGUGCUACCUGCGCGGACUCUGUUAUGCCAAGCAGAACGCUUUUGACCGCGCACGAGACUGUUACAAAGAUGCUGUUCGAAUUGACGUUCAAUGUUUCGAGGCAUUUGAUCAACUAAUGAAAAACUCUCUCAUGUCUCCGGCAGAGGAACUCGAGUUCUUGGAGUCCCUAGAUUUCGACUCAAUUUCUGUGCCUUCGGAUCCCUCUGCAUCGCAAGAGGCUGCUCAUUUUGUCAAAAUGCUUUACACUACAAGGCUCUCCAAAUAUACAUCGCCUGCUACGCUCUCCGAUGCGACCGAGACACUUUCAACACAUUACAAUCUUGCCACCAACCCUGAUAUCCUUCUCUCCCGCGCCGAGGCACUCUAUACACAAUGUCGCUUCACUGAAGCUCUGGAGCUCACGUCAUCCAUUCUCACAACACCGGAGACAGGUGCCAUCGUAACAGGCUCCCCAAGAGUUCCAAGUCAAAAUCUGGGACACUCGCCAUCAGUUUAUCCACUUCAUCUUGCCUGCCUCUACGAAACAGGUGCUAUCAAUGCUUUGUUUUUGUUGGCCCACACAUUGGCGGAUAAUGCGCCAGAGGAAUCAUACACCUAUCUUGCUAUUGGAGUAUACUAUCUCUCCGUUGCCAAAAUUGCUGAAGCACGUCGCUUCUUCUCCAAGGCUUCUCUUUUGGAUCCUCAUUCUGCCCCGGCCUGGAUUGGAUUCGCUCACACUUUUGCCGCAGAAGGAGAGCAUGACCAGGCCAUCGCCGCUUACAGCACCGCAGCACGGCUUUUUCAAGGAAGUCAUCUUCCUCAAUUGUUCCUCGGGAUGCAGCAUCUGGCGCUCAAUAACAUGUCCCUUGCACAUGAAUACCUAUGUGCAGCGUACACUAUGUCUUCGGGCUCACCAUCCGGAGAAGCAGUAUCAAUACCCAGUACAUUGUCCAGUGGGCUUCCAUCGUUAGGCGGUGAUCCCUUGGUACUCAACGAACUAGGUGUCGUAUUGUAUCACCAAGCCCAGCUGGGAGACGCCGUUGGCCUUUUUCGCCAGGCUCUUGGGCUAGCAGAAGCCUUGCAAUGCGAUCCUGGGGCAUGGGUCGCAACACGCGCCAAUCUGGGACAUGCACUACGCCGAAUGGGUAACCUCGAGGAAGCCCUCGCUGAAUUUGAUGAGUGCCUCCGAGUUGGCGCUGGAGGAGGUUCCAUGGGAUAUAGCACCACCAUUGGCGGCGUCACUACCACAUCAGUAGGGGUAGCUGGGUACGAAGACAGAGGCUUGAUUGGAUCACUUCAAACAUCGCGUGGUCUUAUUUACCUACAACAGGGUCGAACCCUGGACGCUGUCACGGUUUUGCAUGAGGCAGUUCGAGUGCUCGGCGUAAGCGGUGGCGAAGCAGCCGGAGGUGCUGGUAUCGCAGGAACUGUCCUAUCUAGGGCCAUGGAGUUAUGGACUCUGGAAGGUCGGGGGAAACAUGAUUCGAUUGGUGCUGGUCGCGGCAAAGAUAAAGCACGGCCCCGAGAGGAGCUGGACGUGGGAGAAAGUUGGACAGAUAAUGUUGUCGACUCGGGCACAUUUGAUGAGGCUGUUGAAAUGGAGCUAGACACACAGGCUAAAGGUCUUUUGGGCAAUGCGCUCGCCAGAGUACGGCCACGACGUGCCGAGAAGCAGCCCCAACCCCUGGAGCCAACAACCCUGCCUGAAGAGAUGGAGCUCGAGGAACCGCCAGAAAACCGAAGCCGGGGUGGUUCACGUCCGAUUAACAAUCGACAGAGUCCAACCCGCAGAGUCCAAGCCAGAAAUCCUGCGGGCUAG
This is a messenger RNA of Talaromyces rugulosus, 2259 nucleotides long. RefSeq lists its product as uncharacterized. The transcript has 2 exons. Gene Ontology annotation, molecular function: protein binding. Bases 1 to 2259 code for a protein of 752 amino acids. Lineage: Eukaryota; Fungi; Ascomycota; Eurotiomycetes; Eurotiales; Trichocomaceae. Gene Ontology annotation, biological process: cell division. The record is from RefSeq and is a predicted model, not a curated record.